Molecule: messenger RNA, 577 nt
Organism: Owenia fusiformis
Lineage: Eukaryota; Metazoa; Annelida; Polychaeta; Sabellida; Oweniidae
Source: the annotation of a GenBank genome assembly
UGACACCUUCAGAGUUAGAACACUGGUUCAAGAAGACGAUGUCCUAUUUCAAGACUAUACGGAUAAAGUCAGAUACAUGAAGAAACUCAUGCUCCAGGGCCUCAAGAUGUACGGAGAGGAGCGUUCGAAUAUAGUUAAGAUAACCCAAAGUGAAAUAAACUUGUGUAUGGAUAAAUUUGCCGCCAAAAACAAUAACCCGUUCAAUUACGACGACGCUGUUGAAACAAUGAUCUUGAAGAUUCUUGCAGAAGUUAUAGGCGGGGUUCAACUAACUGACGACCACCCUCAUAUCAAAGGCCUUGCCGAGAUGACAUAUAAAGCUGGAAGAGCACUGUCAGCAGGCAAUGGCGAAGAACUAGACAUAUUUCCAUGGCUACGGUUUUUCGGAAAUCAGAAUUAUAAACUACUGAAGGAGUCAUGUAGACUAAAAGCUACUGUAAUUGGGGAAAUGCGGACAGAAUGUGAGAAAUCACUUGAAUCCAACCACAGCGUCAUGGGAGUGUUCAUAAAAGCCCAGAGGGACCCCUUAACACCACACCAAAUAUCAGAUUCUAACAUUAUUGAGGUGUCAGGGGAU